CAGUCACCACCAAUUCUUAGAAGGUAGUCGAGUAGCGAAGGUCAGUGGUUCUCAAAUAAGCCUUCCGGUUCCUCAUUGUUCUUGGCAAACUCAUCUCUAUGUGGGGCAAGAAUGGUGGAAAUAAAUAACGUAGUACAGACUCAAAGCAGACAGAGUUAGCGGGGAAAACCAACCAACCAAAGUGCUUUUCUAUGAGAUAACGAAGGAGCAGGCUCAUCCGGUGAGAAAAACAAGACAAAGCGCGGGCGUGAUUAUUUCAAAGCACAGGAACGAAAGGAACUUGUAACUUUAUCGCUUCUUCAUUUACAUGGACAUAGUUCCAUCUCUCUGUCCCCGCUUAUGGAGGUGCCUAAUCAGAACCGGAAAUGGCCUGGGAAUCCCCUAUACAUUUUUAUGUGAUGAGUUGUAUGCUGCCUUUUGCUACCUUGCUCAUGGGACUACUGCUGACAAGAACCAUGGCCUGGACCUCAACUGGAAAGACACAUGCUGAACUGCUCAACAAUCUUUACAAAAAUGGUGUGAUUAAAUCUCAAAGAGUCCUUGAAGUGCUGUUGGCAACAGACAGAGCUCACUAUAUCAAGUAUUUCCCAUACAUGGACUCUCCCCAGUCAAUUGGGUACAAGGCUACCAUCAGUGCACCUCACAUGCAUGCUCAUGCCCUUGAGUUGCUGAAGGACCAACUAGUGGAAGGAGCAAAAGCAUUGGAUGUAGGAUCAGGAAGUGGAUAUCUCACAGCUUGUUUUGCUAGAAUGGUGGGUCCCACAGGGAAAGCAGUAGGAGUCGAACACAUUGAAGACCUGGUUCAUGAAUCCAUCAGAAACGUCAGAGAAGAUGAUCCAGCUUUGCUUAGCUCUGGCCGCGUGAAACUUCUAGUUGGGGAUGGCAGGAAGGGGUACCCUGAAGAAGCCCCUUAUGAUGCCAUCCAUGUUGGAGCAGCUGCACCUACUGUGCCGAAGGAGUUGCUGAAUGAGCUGAAACCAGGAGGACGACUAAUUCUGCCCGUAGGGCCAGAGGGUGGAAAUCAGAUUAUGAUGCAGUAUGACAAAACCAAAGAUGGGCAGAUUGUGGAAAAGCAUCUGAUGGGUGUCAUAUAUGUUCCUCUGACAGAUAAGGAGAAACAGUGGCCUCGGGGUGAACUUUAAAAGUCUUAAAGCAUUUUUAAAGGAACUUUGGAUAACCUGUGAACUGUAUUUGGAAGGAAUGGUUCAUAUGCUGUACAUAGAAACAAAUAAGGCUCUGCUUUUCAAAUGGACUUUUUGAUACUGUUACACAAAUAUAACUUGCAAUGUGGGAGAAACUAGGAUAAAUCCUUCCAACAGGCUAAGAAUUGACUUAUUACCUCCUAACCCCAAGAACUCUUGGAGUUAGGAGGCAAAGCAGAUCAAUAGGUCCAAGACUAAUAACUAGAUAAGUCUAGCUGUCCUGUUUCAGUCUCCCCGAGGAAGUACGCCUGGCGCCGACUCUGCUCUCCUUCCGGCGCCAGGUCAAAACCUUCCUAUUCUCUGAAGCAUUUUAAGUUACACUGAUUUACUUUUUAAAAUGUUUAUUGUAUUGGAUUGAUGAUUGUAUUUUAGUAUUAUUUUGCUAUUCAUUGUAUUUUUAUGCUAUUUUAUGUUCACCGCCCAGAGAGCUAUUGCUAGUCGGGCGGUAUAUAAAUUAAUUAAUUAAAUAAAUAAAUAAAUAAAUAAUAGAAUACAAAUAAAAUCCUGCAUGCAGAAGAAAUAGCCGAGUCAGGUGUUUGUGCACUCUGCCUUUUUAUAUAUGCAAGGAAGCAAUUCUAAUGUGGUCAUCUGGUGUUUUGGGAAAUAAUUCAUUUGGUUGUCUUCUUCUGAACAUAACUGAAAAUAAAAUGCAUUUGUAACUUCUCCAAUAAACUAA
Rhineura floridana is the source of this 1878-nucleotide messenger RNA. RefSeq names its product protein-L-isoaspartate(D-aspartate) O-methyltransferase-like. The record is from RefSeq and is a predicted model, not a curated record. Gene Ontology annotation, molecular function: protein-L-isoaspartate (D-aspartate) O-methyltransferase activity. Gene Ontology annotation, cellular component: cytoplasm. Gene Ontology annotation, biological process: protein modification process. NCBI's taxonomy places the organism in Eukaryota, Metazoa, Chordata, Lepidosauria, Squamata, Rhineuridae. The transcript has 9 exons. Bases 366 to 1142 code for a protein of 258 amino acids.